AAGUUCAUCUGCCAGGUUAAACGGAAGGAUAUCUGAUAAUAGGAUCUGGAAAUCCUAGCACUAACCUCUCUCGGUCAAUAAACCCCUGAUCGUCGGUCACCAGGCAACCGUUGUUUAAGAACACCCUACGAACAAGCCAAGCCUCUUCGUGCCAGGCAAUCGGAGACACUGCAGGACUUCUUCGCACCCCGCAUCCCUUGUGCUUCUCUUUGAUUCUCUAUACCGUCGAGAAUUUCCGUUAUUGUACACCUACAACUUGUGGUAUAUUCGAAGUUCACGUUCCAGGGCGUCUCCUGUUUAGGUGGCUGUGGGAAGGCAAGCAACGGUCAGGACACAAUGGGUUUGGUAUACAACGUCUACCUUACUGCCAGCAAGAUCUUUGGGUGCAAGAAAUGUAAAACCCAUCUCGCGGAUUAUGACGAUAUUAUUAGCCGGAAUUUCCGGGGCCAGCAUGGGAAAGCCUAUCUAUUCAAUAACGUCGUCAACAUCACCCAGUCCGAAGCGGUGGAGCGUAGCAUGACCACCGGGAGGCAUAUCGUCCGUGACAUUCACUGCAGGCAGUGCAAAGAGACGGUGGGCUGGAAGUAUGACAAGGCCUACGAGACAAGCGAGAAAUACAAAGAGGGCAAAUUUAUUUUGGAAGAAGAACUACUCUGCGUGGUGUGCUAGAUGCCUUCAUGCGUGCCGUGGUGUCUUCUCUACAGCGAUAUCAACGUGGCGUGCUGGCUUCACACGCGUAUUCCCUGGGCGAGGGUCUACAGGCUAUACCUGCGAAGGGCUGGGUCUUAUAGUGAGCGUUUUCU
Aspergillus sclerotioniger CBS 115572 is the source of this 803-nucleotide messenger RNA. Its product is annotated as putative Yippee zinc-binding protein Moh1. Gene Ontology annotation, cellular component: ubiquitin ligase complex. Lineage: Eukaryota; Fungi; Ascomycota; Eurotiomycetes; Eurotiales; Aspergillaceae. The transcript has 2 exons. The record is from RefSeq and is a predicted model, not a curated record. Bases 337 to 669 code for a protein of 110 amino acids.